Messenger RNA from Balaenoptera musculus (blue whale), 1773 nucleotides. RefSeq names its product protein phosphatase 1 regulatory subunit 17 (gene PPP1R17). The record is from RefSeq and is a predicted model, not a curated record. The transcript has 5 exons. Gene Ontology annotation, biological process: regulation of phosphatase activity. Lineage: Eukaryota; Metazoa; Chordata; Mammalia; Artiodactyla; Balaenopteridae. Gene Ontology annotation, molecular function: protein phosphatase inhibitor activity. Bases 110 to 568 code for a protein of 152 amino acids.
GCCACUGAGGAGCCGGCCCAGCGUCAGAGAGGAAACACUUCCUCCCCAUCACUUGCCUUCUCAUCUCAGCACCUGCACUGACUGAAAUCCACACACGGGCCCUCCUUUGAUGAUGUCCACUGAGCAAAUGCAGCCACUGGAGCUCUCAGAAGACAGACUGGACAAGCGUGACCCUCGUUGUGGCCACUUAGAUGACCUUUCAGACCAGUUUAUUAAGGACUGUGAUCUCAAAAAGAAGCCAAGAAAAGGGAAAAAUGUACAAGUCACCCUGAAUGUUGAGUCAGACCAGAAAAAACCAAGGAGAAAAGAUACACCGGCCCUGCACAUCCCACCUUUCAUACCAGGUGUGCUUUCAGAACAUUUAAUUAAAAGAUACGAUGUCCAAGAGAGACAUCCAAAAGGCAAAAUGAGUCCAGCUCUUCAUAAUACUGACCUGGAACAGAAAAAGCCAAGGAGAAAAGACACACCUGCCCUGCACGUGUCCCCCUUUGCAGCAGGUGUGACACUGCUCAGGGACGAGAGACCCAAAGUGAUCAUGGAAGAUGAUGAAAAAGAUGGUGACAAAUAGCUAUUUAAAGAUAUUUCCCCUAAGACCACCUGUAAAUAGGUUAGAUUGGUUCCCUAUGGCGACCUAGAAAAAAUAGACUUGUUUCUGCUCUCAUUUUGUCAUAGUCUGCCUUUAAGAUCCAGACACAUUUUCCCCAGGAGGCAUACUAUAUCAGAUUGCCAGUCACCUCUUUGUCUUCCUCUUCUUUUUUGAAUCUGGUUUCUAUUCCCACUUCUUGAGUUUUCAUCUUCUGAUGCAGUGGAAAGGAAGCAGAUCAUCCUAACUUGGGAGAUAACAGGGAAAGCUUUAGUGCUCAGCGUCUGCCUCUUCUGGAACAAUUCGUGGAGCAAAGAGCGUGGAUAACAUGUGAAUCCUUUAUUUCUUGGCGUAUGCUGCUGGGCGGGACUUGACUUCACAUCAUCCAAAUACUAGUUCAAGUUGGGACUCCCUGUUGCCAGUUAGGGAAAUGAGAAUGUUUGGGUUCUGACUCACUGAUUGCUUUGGAGAACAUGGUCUUUUAUCUCUUUUAUCCUUUCUCAAGAGUCCAAGUGUCUCUUGUGACAUACCUAGCUAAGAUCCUUGUAACUGAUACCCUAAAAGUGAAUAUGUGAGCUGGGGGAGUCAACCCAACCAACCAUGCCUUGACUGAAAACACCGCAGACAGAGGGUGCCAGUCUAUCUGGGAAGCUUAGCAAUAUACCCUAUUUAUUUUUAAAAAUGUUUCUUAACCAUGUUUUCCUGAAAUUUUGUGAGUUGUGUCACAAACAACCAUUACUAAUUAUAGGUAUAAUACCAAUGUUUGUGAUGAAUUUACUUUUUAAAAACUUAAUUAAGAUCAAUGGAAGGCCAUUCCUAUACUUUUAGCAAUCUCACUUAUUUAGACCCCAAUGUGCUUUCUUGGAUGUGAGGGAAAGAUGUGGCAUUAGCUAGUGAGCAGGAGUCUAUGUAUGACCCCUGCCCCAGCCUGCAGUCUGUGAGUGCCAUGAGAAGGUUUUGCACGAGGGCCUCAUCAUCUAUCAGGUGAUGGACAUGGGGAAAAACGAAAGCUGUCGUUCAAAGGUAUAAAGGUGGAUAUUCAAACAGAUGCUGCCUAAGUGAUAAUUUGGAAGCUCUGUAUACACCCUGACUCCAAUAGUUUGUUAAUCCCUUCUGCCUUUCUGUCCUUCUCACAAAUGUGGAAAAGAUACAGGACGCUGCUGGUAAUAAAGAUGCUUCUGGUAAUAAGA